UUGAUUGCGAGUACAAACAGAGGUUACAAGGCUAUCCAUUUGUUUGGUGGGGCUACCAGCGUGUUGUUGAGGGACGGCAUGACCAGAGCACUGGUUGUGAGUUUUAAUUCCGCCAAGAGAGCUUCUGAGUUGAAGUUCUUCUUGGAGGACCCUGAAAAUUUUGAGACACUUUCCAUCAUCUUUAACAGGUCUAGUAGAUUUGCCAGGCUCCAGGGUAUUCAGUGCGCGAUUGCUGGAAAGAAAGUGUAUAUCAGAUUUACCUACAGCACGGGAGACGCCAUGAGGAUGAACAUGGUUUCAAAAGGAGUUCAGAAUGUUCUUGAUUUCCUUCAAAACGACUUUGAUGACAUGGAUGUUAUUGGCAUAUCUGGUUAGUUUUUUUUUUUUUUUGGAUUAUUAUAUUUAUAUUUUUAGACCAUUUAGUCACUUUUCUUUCUUGUGAACUUGUCAAAUUUUUCUUCAACCUGAGUUGUUGCUGCUGUUCCUUUUUUCAGUUAUGUACAGUAAUACACCCCCUAUAUUCAUAUCCCUUGAAGAUGAACUCAAGGAAAAUAAAACAUUUAAAUAAUCAAAUAAUGAAAUAGUUUAAUUUGACAAU
Messenger RNA from Humulus lupulus (European hop), 598 nucleotides. RefSeq names its product 3-hydroxy-3-methylglutaryl coenzyme A reductase 2-B-like. Bases 79 to 375 code for a protein of 98 amino acids. Gene Ontology annotation, cellular component: endoplasmic reticulum membrane; peroxisomal membrane. Gene Ontology annotation, biological process: coenzyme A metabolic process; sterol biosynthetic process; isoprenoid biosynthetic process. NCBI's taxonomy places the organism in Eukaryota, Viridiplantae, Streptophyta, Magnoliopsida, Rosales, Cannabaceae. Gene Ontology annotation, molecular function: hydroxymethylglutaryl-CoA reductase (NADPH) activity. The transcript has 2 exons. The record is from RefSeq and is a predicted model, not a curated record.